CCGAUCUUGAGAUUGAAGCUCCGGGACCUGGUCCAAGCGCCCGGUGUUUUUGUGGAUCCACUCACGGAAGGUACGUACCAGCUCUUAUCGCGUCGCGUCCCGUUGGCGUGUUUCUCUCCCACACACUCAAUAUCAUCAUCAUUGCCGCACCUCCGCUUCCCCCAAAAGUGCAAACUUGAGUCUCUGGGACAGCUCCAGGCUGGUCGCAGCCGCACCUCGAUCAUUUAUCCCGGAAGGGCCUUGACGCACAUAUUCCACACCGAAACAACACACAAUCAAACAAUGCCUCGCCCUAAACGAGCGCGUCGCGCGCCCGCACAAUCUGCGAAAGCUGCUGCACGAUCUCCCACACCCGAGGCUGAAGCCCCGAGCGACAACGAACUUCCCCGCCAGGUCAAGUCUCCGGAGAGAGGGCGAAGACGAACGACGCGAGCUUCUGGUGCCCGCCUUAGCGCGACUGACGAGCAGGCGGUUCUGGCUACGAGCCGACGUCGCGAUGCGGCGCUCGACAGGCUGGCCAAUGAGGACCCAACCUCUGCAAGUGGUAACAACGCUGCAGAUGAAGACUCGGGAAGCUCAGUCGAGGGUGGGCGACGAAUUACGGCCACGCCCACGAAUCGGAGGGACACGACGGGAUUGGAUCUGGCGGACAGCGUGUUUGGCGACCUCGAUGACAGCUUCGAUGACGAUGGCGAUGGCGAGCGAGGAGGAAUGCGCUCAACCGACACAUCAUCACUGAACCUGAGCAACUUCAAACGCAGACCGCGUCAAUCCAGUAUCAUCGGCCGAAACGACCCGCCAAUCAGACCAAGCAGUCGCGGCGGCAACACUCCCAGCAUCAGCUCGACGCUCCACUUCGGAGCCUUCAGACGACGCGCGCGAGAGCCGAGUAUCCUGGGGACCGCGCGGAAGCCCCGACCGGAAGAGGCUGGAGCAGGUCAAGAGCCUGAUUCGGAGAGCGAGGACGAGGAGGAGUUUCUGCCCGAGGCCGAGUCGACGCCGCUCAACAACAGACGGAGGACCCAACCUGAAUCCGAGCUCGAGGCUGAGCGUGAAGCUACUCCAGAGGCGUCGACGGGGCCGAGGCGUAGAAAGCGUAAGAGCGAGGAUGCGGUACCGAGUAGCGAUAGGCCGGAGAAGAUGUCGCGCGUUGAUGUGGAGCAAGAGGAAGAAGACCGAGAAGAGGAACAGCAGGAGGAGGAAGUAAGAGCUGCAAGCGAGAUCGAUCUUGUUGAUGAUAACGCAAGCGACUCUUCACUCUCUUCCCUCUCAUCACCACUUGGUCCUUCGCCCGUUCUCCCCGAUCGACCUGUCACGCCAAUCAACGAUGAAGAGAUCAUGGCACCACCUGCCAGCAGCGAUUCCGAAGAGGGAAACGAUGUUUGGCCAGAUAUCCAUACCCUAGCAAAACGACGACGGAGACCAUCCGUUGCCACACCACCUCGAGCCGACAACUUCUCAGACGUCUCUUCUCCCCCUUCGCUGACACACUCACCCAACUACGGCGAGACACGGGCAACCAAGACCAGAGGCAGGGCCGCCGCUCGGAGACAACCCUCUCCUAAGCUCACAACCGCCGAUCUCACCAACCUACUCCCGAAGCGCCGGUACAAGAAGCAGCGGGACCCCCUGGGACUGGAGAGCGAUGAGGAGUACGACACAUCAGAGAUGCCGCAUGGCGAGGAUGAGCUCUCGUAUGUGGAUAGCCGGACGACCCGGAGGAGACAAGCCAGUCGGCCAGGCUCACGGGGUGGACGCUCAGCGCAGGCCCCGAAGGGCAGGCAGGCAGCCUCCAACAAGUCCAAGGGGCGGAAUCAGCAGACCUACUCCCGGCGCUCGUCAGAUAAGGAGAAUGAGGGCGAGGAGCAAGGCAGUGACAACGAUGAGCACGACCGCAGCCAGUUCCAACCGCUCCCAGACGACACAUUCGAUGGUGACGGAAGCGGCGAGAGCUCGCACAUGCCGUCUGCGGAUGAGCUGAGACAGGCAGUCAAGAAGUUCAAGGAAGUGGACAGGUGGGAGCUCGACUAUGAGGAGGUUACGCAGAGCUCGUCACCGCCGGGUGCACGAUGA
Molecule: messenger RNA, 2073 nt
Organism: Fusarium falciforme
Lineage: Eukaryota; Fungi; Ascomycota; Sordariomycetes; Hypocreales; Nectriaceae
Exons: 1
Coding region: 283-2073 (596 amino acids)
Source: RefSeq, a predicted model, not a curated record